This is a messenger RNA of Eremomyces bilateralis CBS 781.70, 1120 nucleotides long. RefSeq lists its product as uncharacterized. The transcript has 3 exons. The record is from RefSeq and is a predicted model, not a curated record. Gene Ontology annotation, cellular component: Sec62/Sec63 complex. Lineage: Eukaryota; Fungi; Ascomycota; Dothideomycetes; Eremomycetales; Eremomycetaceae. Gene Ontology annotation, biological process: post-translational protein targeting to membrane, translocation. The coding region runs from base 115 to 837 and encodes 240 amino acids.
UUUGUAUCCACCAUCGACAUAUUGACAAUAGACACUCCCCCAUACACACCACAACAGCAACAACUAUAGCACCUGUAACAUCCCAUUCUCUCUGGGUUCGGAAUUCCGUAGACCAUGGUGGACUGGGUUAACCUCGCGAUCCCCUUCGCCUACCUAGGCGUGGUCGUGGGCUCCCUCUACACCUUCUCCUACCUCUAUCGCAAACGGCAAGCCGCUCACGCUGCUUCUCUCGCCCCAUGGUUCGACCCGCACCUCCAGCGCAACAUCUACCUCUCCCUCCUGCACCUCGACCCCCCCGAAGGCACUCCCAAGGUCCCCGAUGGCGUGCUGCGCGCUGCGCUGCUCCGCCGCGCCACCGAGGACAUCCACCGCAUCGUCGCCGUGCGGAACGCGAAGCAGGCGCUGACGACGUUGCUGCAGCGCGGGAGCGUCGGGGACGAGCUAUGGCAGCGGUUUCAGCGGGCGGAGAAGGAGGUGGAGGAGGAGAUAAGGGAUGUGGUGAAUGAGGCCAACGCCUUCUCCCCCAACUGGGGCCAAUCCAUCUUCCAAAGCGCCAACGAGAUGGCCAACAACGCCAUCGUCCGCAAGCGCACCGAGGAGCUCCAGGCGCAGGUGCCCAAGGAGAAAGAGUGGUGGGCAAAGAAGCUCGCGGGGAUCCAGUCGGACUUCAUGAAGGAGCUGGACGAGGAAUCGGGGGCGAAGAAAGCGACGGCAGCGGUGCCAGUGUCGGCAGUGGGGAGUAAGGGGAGCGAUGACGAUACGGUGUUGGUGGAGGCGGGGGGACCGACGGCGUCGCAGCAGGGAGGGGGGAAGAAGAAGAAGAAGGGGAAGCAUUGAAAGGGGAGAUGGAUGGUGUUACGCACUGGCAAUGAUCGGGCGUUCAUAUGUCUUGCGUCCUUUGGUGGUGUUGCUUGCAUUUCACGGAGCGUUCGGCGUUUUUAGGGAAACAAAAGUCUACGUCUCAAGGACGGCGUGGUCGAUGGUUGUACAAAUAUCUAGGGAUUCUAAACUCGGUAGGCCUGUCCUGGUUGCAGGUGUACCAUACCCGUUUUGGUAUCAAUAUUCCAAGCCCAGAGCAACCCCCGGACUUUAAUUCAAAAUCCAUGAAACGCCCACCCAU